AUGAGCUCCGAAAAGAAACCGAAUCUCGGGUCCGUGGCCGUGAUUGGCGGGUGCGGGUUCCUGGGCCACCACGUCGUCCGCCUGCUGCUGCGCGACUACACGUGCUCCGUGUCCGUUGUUGACCUGCGCUGCACGCGCAACCGGCGGCCAGACUCGGACGGCGUGACGUACUUCGAGGCCGACAUCACCGACGCCGCUAAGCUCGUAUCGAUUUUCGACAAGGCCCGCCCAAAGGUGGUCAUCCACACCGCAUCGCCCGCCGCACAGUCCAACGACAAGGUCUCGCACGCCCUGUUCAAGAAGGUCAACGUCGACGGCACUGCCGCCGUCAUCGAGGCGUGUCGCAAGACAGGCGUCACGGCCCUGGUCUACACAAGUUCUGCCAGCAUCCUGAGCGACAACAAGAGCGAUCUGAUCAAUGCCGACGAGCGAUGGCCCGUUGUUCGCGGUGAAGACCAGAGCGAGUACUACUCAGAGACUAAGGCUGCCGCCGAAGAGCUCGUCCUGGCCGCUAAUCGGUCGCCCGAGUCGCCCAGGCUACUGACCUGCUCCAUCCGGCCCUCGGGGAUCAUGGGCGAGGGGGACACCAUGACGUUGUACCACCUCCUCAACAUCUACAAGCAGGGGCGGACGAACGUGCAGGUAGGCGGCAAUGACAAUAUGUUCGACUUCACCUACGUCGAGAACGUAGCGCACGGGCACCUGCUUGCUGCGCGCGCCCUCCUGGCCACGGCCGCGAGCAGCACGGUGCCGCUGGACCACGAGCGCGUCGAUGGCGAGGCGUUCCUGAUCACCAACGACACGCCUGUCUACUUCUGGGACUUUUGCCGUGCCGUCUGGGCCGCCGCCGGCUCGCUCCUCGGCACUGACCACGUCUGGGUCCUCCCGCGCGGCGUCGGCAUGGCGCUGGGCUACAUGAGCGAGGUCUUCUUUUCUAUCAUCCGCAAGCCGCCCACCUUCAGCCGCCAGCGCAUCGUCUACAGCUGCAUGACACGCUACUACGACAUAACCAAGGCCAAGAAGCGGUUGGGAUACCGUCCGUUGGUGAGCUUGGACGACGGUAUAAAACGUUCCGUCAAGUGGACGUUGGAAAUGCAGGCGAAGGAGGCAAAGGAGAAGAAGUGA
Molecule: messenger RNA, 1125 nt
Organism: Lasiosphaeria miniovina
Lineage: Eukaryota; Fungi; Ascomycota; Sordariomycetes; Sordariales; Lasiosphaeriaceae
Product: C-3 sterol dehydrogenase/C-4-like protein
Exons: 2
Coding region: 1-1125 (374 amino acids)
Biological process (GO): steroid biosynthetic process
Molecular function (GO): 3-beta-hydroxy-Delta5-steroid dehydrogenase (NAD+) activity
Source: RefSeq, a predicted model, not a curated record